CUCCGCUGAAGUCACACAGCGGGGAAACAGGCCGUUUAACAACUAAAUGUGAUUAGUAGCCUUUGUGCUAGCAAGCGGAAGUGGAUUUAUGGAUCAAAGUUGUAGCUAUCGUGACAAAACAUCGAAGAUUUCAGAGAGGAUCUCCGAGAACUGCGGGAACUGGCAACCUGAUUGAAGACGUGGGCAAUGGGAUGAUGAGAAGGGGCUCUUCUUCUUCUUCUUCUUCUUCUUCUUCUUCUUCUUCUCUGCUACUGCUUUGAUGAAUUGUGUCCGUGUUGUCCUCGGUCAGACAUGGACGACCAGGGGUGUCCGAGGUGCAAAACAACCAAAUACAGGAACCCGUCGUUGAAGCUGAUGGUGAACGUGUGCGGACACACGCUAUGCGAGAACUGUGUGGAGAUGCUGUUCGUGCGCGGCUCGGGCAACUGUGUGCAGUGCGACACGCCCCUGAGGAAGAGCAACUUCCGCGUGCAGCUCUUCGAAGACCCGACUGUAGAUAAGGAGGUGGAGAUCCGCAAGAAGGUGCUGAAGAUAUACAACAAGAGGGAUUUUGACUUCUCAAGCCUGAGAGAGUAUAACGACUACCUGGAGCAAGUGGAGGACAUUGGUAGGGGCACUGAUUGGGGGCGUCCUCCUGAAACAGAGGUAUACAACCUGACAAACAACCUUGACGUGGAGAACACCAAGCUGAAGAUGGAGCAGUACCAGAGAGAGCACAGAGAUCUCAUCCAGAAGAAUAAAGCUACACUUACCCGAGAGCAGGAGGAGCUGGAGGAGCUGCUGUUGCUGGAGCAGCAGGGCAAUGAGCAGCGGAGACUGGAUGUGCUUCAGGAUGAGCAGAGACAGCUGCAGGCCAAGAGGAAGAACAAGCAGGCUCUGCUGGAUGAACUGGAGCAGUCUCAACUUCCUGCCACCAUCUUGCUUGCCCAACACAAGGUCCGAGCUGCCCAGCUGGAGACACAGAUAGAACAGCAGAAACAGACAGUCAAACCUACAAAUCUAUUUUCAACUGGAAUCCACAUGCGUCAGACGGUGUCUCUCGUGGCUGUGCCCAAGGUAGAGGAUGUGCUGUUCCACUACAAGCCUCUUCACGUUGAAACCUACGGACCCCCAGUGCCUGAACUGGAGCAACUGAGCAGAGUCGGGUAUCUGAACCACGUGCGGGCUGCCAUGCCUCAGGACACAGCUGGAGGAUACACGUCAGCUUUGGCGUGUCAUCGAGCCAUCCAGGAUGCUUUCAGUGGGCUGUUCCCUCUAAAAGGAUAAAGUGUUAACAGAAGCUCCUGGAUAGAAAUGUGACUAUGGACUAUUAAUACUAAAUACUGCCCUGCUACCCCAUGGAGAGCUGUUGUGGUGGGUAGUAACCCGACUAAUUUUUUGGUAAAAGUGUAUUUGACUUUUUAUAUUUUGUUAGUUUUGUAUUUUAAUAAAUCACAAUGAACACUGA
Messenger RNA from Scophthalmus maximus (turbot), 1447 nucleotides. RefSeq names its product MNAT1 component of CDK activating kinase (gene mnat1). Gene Ontology annotation, cellular component: transcription factor TFIIH holo complex. The record is from RefSeq and is a predicted model, not a curated record. Gene Ontology annotation, molecular function: cyclin-dependent protein serine/threonine kinase activator activity. Lineage: Eukaryota; Metazoa; Chordata; Actinopteri; Pleuronectiformes; Scophthalmidae. Bases 292 to 1266 code for a protein of 324 amino acids. Gene Ontology annotation, biological process: nucleotide-excision repair; positive regulation of cyclin-dependent protein serine/threonine kinase activity; regulation of transcription by RNA polymerase II. The transcript is spliced from 10 exons.